CUCGCUCGGUUCAAACGGUAAAGCAUCCCAAACGCUCACCCGGACGUCGCUAAACGUCGGCGCUUAAUGAUGAUGACAUAGAUGUCAACUGUGGCUUUUCCCCGUGUUGCACGCUUUAGCUCGUGUACGUCCUGAAAGUCUUGAAAGAACUCCCGCGCCGUGUGUGGACUUGAACUCGGUCAUGGCUCUGAAACGCCUGAACGCGCUGCGGCCUCUGCUGCGUCGCUCGCUGGCGCAGCAGGUGCACCCCCCCCUCGCCUCCACCUCCGCGCUGUCGCCUCUGCUGUGCCCCGGCGGCGCCUGCCACCCCGCGGCGUGCGCCAGGCUCUACGCCACCAAGAAAGCGAAAGCAAAGGCAAAGGGCCAGUCGGCUAAGGUGAAUAUUAACACGGCCCUGGUGGAGGACAUCAUCAGUCUGGAUGCAGUGAUGGGUGACAUGAGUGAAGUCCUUAAUGCUCUCAAAGAUGACUUCACACGCAACCUCAGCAUUCGAACCUCACCAGGAGCUCUCGAUCACAUCGUGGUGACGACUCCGGACGGAAAGUUUCCUCUGAACCAGCUGGGUCAGAUCUCCAUGAAAUCGCCUCAGCUCAUUAUGGUCAACAUGAGCAGCUUCCCCGAGGCUACGGCAGCAGCCACCCGUGCCCUGAGAGAGGGCAGCAUGAACCUGAACCCAGAGGUGGACGGGACCAUCAUCAAGGUGCCCGUUCCCAAGGUAACACGGGAGCACAGAGAGAACCUUGUCAAGAUGGCGAAGCAGUUCAGCAACAAGGCUAAAGAGUCGCUGAGGCGACUCCGCUCCAACGCUUUGACGCAGGUCAAAAAGGCGAAGGAGGGACACUCGGAGGACACCGUACGGCUCGUAGAAAAGCAGAUCCAGCAGAUGGCCGACGACAUGGCGGCAGAUAUCGACAAGCAACUUGCAGCCAAGACUAAAGAGCUGUUAGGUUGAUGGAGAAGGUCAAAGGUCAAGCACAGGUCUCAUUGGCUCUUGAUAUUGUACUGUCAUUUACUCCCAGCUGGAACUACACGGGGAUGCCACUCCAGCAUGAGCAGCGUUUCAGUCUGACCUUCCUAAUAAACCACACAGACUCUCA
Molecule: messenger RNA, 1097 nt
Organism: Betta splendens (Siamese fighting fish)
Lineage: Eukaryota; Metazoa; Chordata; Actinopteri; Anabantiformes; Osphronemidae
Gene: mrrf
Product: mitochondrial ribosome recycling factor
Exons: 7
Coding region: 182-952 (256 amino acids)
Biological process (GO): translation
Cellular component (GO): mitochondrion
Molecular function (GO): ribosomal large subunit binding
Source: RefSeq, a predicted model, not a curated record